Molecule: messenger RNA, 1681 nt
Organism: Malania oleifera
Lineage: Eukaryota; Viridiplantae; Streptophyta; Magnoliopsida; Santalales; Ximeniaceae
Product: endoglucanase-like
Exons: 8
Coding region: 1-1542 (513 amino acids)
Biological process (GO): carbohydrate metabolic process
Molecular function (GO): hydrolase activity, hydrolyzing O-glycosyl compounds
Source: RefSeq, a predicted model, not a curated record
AUGGCUUGUGGUAGUAUGGUCCUGUGGGGUGUGGCCUUGUGGUGUGGCUUGGCCAGUUGGAAUGGGCUAGCCAUGGAGGAUGGAAGGCUGUGCUCCCCUCCUAAUUAUGACUAUGGUGAUGCACUUGGCAAAGCAAUUUUGUCUUUUGAAGGGCAAAGAUCGGGCAAGUUGCCGCCUACGCCGAGAGUGCAAUGGAGGGGAGACUCUGCUAACUCAGAUGGCAUGCCCGAUAAUGUGAAUUUGGCAGGAGGGUACUAUGAUGCUGGGGACAAUGUCAAGUUUGGAUGGCCAAUGUCUUUUACAGUGAGCUUAUUGAGUUGGGCAGCUGCAACGUACCCGAAGAAGAUAUCUGCAGUUAAUCAGAUGAGUUACCUUCGCGAUUCUAUUCGCUGGGGUGCCGAUUUCAUAUUGCAAGCUUACACUCACCCCACCACCCUCUACACCCAGGUUGGAGAUGGAAACAGAGAUCACCAAUGCUGGGAGCGUCCAGAGGACAUGGACACUCCUCGAACACUCUACAAAAUCACUUCCUCUAAUCCGGGAACUGAGGCGGCAGCUGAGGCUUCUGCUGCUCUUGCUGCUGCAUCAAUUGUCUUCAGAAGGGUGGACUCCAAAUAUUCUGCGAAUCUACUCGGACAAUCAAAAUCACUCUUUAAUUUUGCAGACAAGUUCAGAGGAUCUUACCAAGCCUCCUGCCCUUUCUACUGUUCCUAUUCAGGCUUUCAGGAUGAAUUGCUGUGGGCAGCAGCUUGGCUGUACAAGGCCAGUGGAGAUGCCAACUAUUUGAAUUAUGUAUCAAGCAACCAAGGAUGGAGUCGGGCAAUGACGGAGUUCAGUUGGGAUAACAAGUUCGUUGGAGCUCAGACAUUGCUAGCAAAGGAAUUCCUAAUUGGUGGCAAGAAAAAUUUGGAGAAGUACAAGCGAGAUGCUGAUUCAUUUGUAUGUGCAUUGAUGCCCGGAAGUAGCUCUAGGCAGAUCAAAACAACUCCAGGUGGCCUUAUGUUCACCAGAGAUGGUAGCAAUCUACAGUAUGUAACAAGCUCUACCAUGGUGCUAUUUAUCUACUCCAAAACCCUAAGUGCAUCUCAUAUUCUGGGAGUCCAAUGUGGUUCUCAGAAUUUCUCCACCUCCCAAAUCAGAGCCUUUGCAAAAUCACAGGUGGACUAUAUACUUGGGAACAACCCCAAGAAGAUGUCCUACAUGGUGGGCUUUGGAAAUAAAUUUCCAAUGCAGUUGCACCACAGAGCUGCAUCCAUCCCCGCCAUCAAAGUUCUUCCGGCCAAGGUCGGAUGCAACCAGGGAUUUGCAGACUGGUUUUCUUCCAGCAAACCAAAUCCAAAUACUCAUGUGGGUGCCAUUGUAGGAGGUCCUGACUCGAAUGACCAGUUCAGGGAUUCGAGAUCAGACUACGCUCAUUCGGAAACUACGACCUAUAUCAAUGCAGCUUUUGUGGGUUCAGUGGCUGCCUUAACUGCAUCUGCCAAAGGGUGUUUGGAACUGCCACAGAUCAAUAGAACUGCACAAAUUAUUGAUGAAAUUUAGACAAAUACAUCACAUACAUACAUACAUAUGUCAAGUAGCAAUAAAAUCCCAAUUCAUGGGCUUGAGAGCUUGAGUGACUUUGAUUGUAAUCUAUUUAUAACUGAUACAGCCUUUAUAUGAUUCAAUUGGAAGAUGGUUU